UUUUCCAAAGACGUUUUAUACAUGGAUAACAGCAGUGUGAUGGUUCGCGCCUUACCUUAUCCCUUCUAUAGCAAGAUCCUGAACGCGCAUUUCAGUCCGGCAUACGAGUUCGUGUUUUUUCUACAAUGCUUCUCGACCUUUGUCGUCAAUUCCGUCACGGUUGCCGCGUGUGGCCUCGCGGCGGUUUUCGUGAUGCACGCGUGCGGCCAGCUCAAAAUUUUAAUGUCCUGGUUAGACAAUCUUCUGGACGGACAAAAUGAAGAGAAAAAUUCUAUAAAACAAAGGUUCGCCAUCAUUGUGGAGCAUCAUCUGAGAGUGUUGAGACUUGUAUCCCGUACAGAAAGAAUUACGAAUAUAAUAUGUCUUGUAGAAUUAGUCGGAUGUACGAUGCACAUAUGUCUUUUAGGAUAUUAUUGCAUUAUGGAUUGGGUACAAGAUAACAAACAGAAUAUUAUUUCAUAUUGUAUAAUAUUAACUUCAGUUACUUUUAAUAUUUUUAUAUUUUGUUACAUAGGAGAGGUCCUUUCUGAGCAGGUAUAUAUAAAACGGCCUUUAACAGGGCGGACAAGUUGGUAAAUCUGCUUAUAUGACGAAUUGGUAUCUCUUGCCUGGGAAAACGGCCCUUGGACUCGUUUUGAUAAUUUUAAGAUCCGACACUGCCCUUAAAAUUACUGCUGGGAACAUUGUUCAGCUGUCAU
Formica exsecta is the source of this 698-nucleotide messenger RNA. RefSeq lists its product as uncharacterized. Lineage: Eukaryota; Metazoa; Arthropoda; Insecta; Hymenoptera; Formicidae. The transcript is spliced from 4 exons. The coding region runs from base 22 to 576 and encodes 184 amino acids. Gene Ontology annotation, biological process: sensory perception of smell; detection of chemical stimulus involved in sensory perception of smell. Gene Ontology annotation, molecular function: odorant binding; olfactory receptor activity. The record is from RefSeq and is a predicted model, not a curated record. Gene Ontology annotation, cellular component: plasma membrane.